This is a messenger RNA of Geodia barretti, 2657 nucleotides long. Lineage: Eukaryota; Metazoa; Porifera; Demospongiae; Tetractinellida; Geodiidae. The record is from the annotation of a GenBank genome assembly.
UGCAAAAACAAACUGCAUGCGGGCGGCGUGCGCAGAAUAGAGAAAGAAAACGAGGGGAGAGAGAGAGAGAGAGAGAGAGAGAGAGAUGUGGCACGAGGCGAGGAAACAAGAGAAGAAGAUACGAGAGGCUGUGGUGGACUUCCAGAAGAGAGCAGAGAGACGGCGACAGCACUAUGCCAAAGAGCGGAAAGAUCCGAUGCAGUUGAUGAGGGUGUACGGGAGGAAGACUCCUCUUCAUUUGAACCCUGCAGCCAGCAAGAUGAGCAGCAGCAUGAUUCCGUGGCAAGGGGACGAAGCUAACAUGAUAUCGCGAUACGAUGUCCGUGUGAAUCUUGACUACAUCCCUGACUAUUCCAAGCUUCCCAAACCCACAAAGUCAGUCUCCGAGGAGUGGGAAGAGCAACGCUGUAAUUACGAGAGAUACAGAUUUCUGGUUCUAAACCAGUUUAAACGGGUUUCGGAACAGGAUGCGCUGGCAGUGAUCGACGUUGAGGAGAUGUUCCAUAUUCCAGGGAAAUCCUCAGGUGGAAAUAGUGGCGGUGGAUUCAGAGAGAAGGCAAAGUCUCAGGCAAGAGCGGCCAUUGGGUAUUCGUACGGAGGGACGUCAGAGGAGGCUGCGCAGGCCAUGAGAGACGAGCAGUUGCUGGCAGAGUACCUCGGGGAAGACGAUGGGGAGGGAGAGGACAAGGUUUUCAGUAGCGAGAGUGAAUAUGAAGUGGAUGUUGAUUUGGACGACUAUAGUCCAGCCGAUGUCGACAGACUGAAUGUACUGGCUCUUGAGUAUGGAGUGGCAGCGAGCUCCUUCAGCAAGAAUCUUCGUACGGAGAAGAAGAGCAUGGAAGAAGCAAAGCAGGCCCGCAUCUCAGACAUUGAGAAGGCUUCCAUGCCAGUCCGUACAGCGUACCACAUACCUCUCUCUCCUUUCAGGACACCCACCUGCUAAUAUGGCGUCCUGAUUCAUGUGGUGUCCUGAUUCACUUAUUAUGGUGUCCUGAUUCACCUAAUAGUGUCCUGGUUUGCCUAAUAUGGUGUCCUGAUUCUUGGCUAUACACGACGCAACUUUUUGCAUGAAAUAAAUUCUCACAUGCAACUGCUAAAGUAUGGGUAUGAUGGGCCUGUGCAAGCAUUUGUAUUACAUUUGAAACUGGGGUGAGAAUUUGUCCCACACAACCAAGUUGUAUCGUGUGUAUCGUGGCCUUAAUAAGGUGUCCUGAUCACAGAGACUCCGCCCCCUUUUCUCCAGGGUCGAAGGUCACGGAGAGAGCGCCGCCAGAUGAGGGAGCGUGCUCCGCGCAGGGUUUUGACUCCGCCCACCUACGCCCAGAGGGGAAGCCCAACGUAUGAAACCUACAACAAACCAGAACAGAGGAGCCGGUCAAGUUCUCGUUCCAGCACUCCUGGGGAGGGGAAAGUGGAAUUUAUCACCGAGUUUGGAGGAGACGAUGAAGGGGGCGGGGCCAAUCAGCCUCUUGGCCACGCCCACCAAUCAGGCAGUCGUGAAGCGGUACCGAAAUCUGGGAGAGACGGCAGGAGUGGAGCUGGGGAAAGGCGAGGGAGAAACAGUCAGUCUUCGAGACACCGCUCACGCUCACGUUCUCCGAGACGUAGAAAUUCUCGUUCUCCAAGACGUCGGAAUUCCCAUUCCCAUUCCUUGAGACGCAGAGAUUCACGUUCCCAUUCCCCGAGACAGAGGGAUUCACAUUCCCGUUCUCCCAGACGCAGAGAUUCCCGUUCCAGAGGCAGAGACACCCGUUCCAGAUCCAGGGACAGCUCUCACAAGAGGUCCCAUCGCUCGUCCAGUAGAGAGAGAAAGAGGCAGAGAAGUGGAAGUCAGAGCAGAGAGCAAGACCACACCCACCAAUCCUUCAGUGGAAGUCAGAGCAGGGAUCAAGACCACACCCACCAAUCCUUCAGUGGAAGUCAGAGCAGAGAGCAAGACCACACCCACCAAUCCUUCAGUGGAAGUCAGAGCAGAGAGCAAGACCACACCCACCAAUCAAGCAGCAGCAGUAGUACUAGUGUUACAGCAAGUAGUGAGGCCACACCCCCUAGCAAGAACAAAUUACCUCAGACAUCAAAAGCGACUAAUAAACCAACAAAAGAAAAGGCGAAGCUAACUCCUCAAGAACGGCUGAAAAAGAAGAUGCAGGCACAGCUCUCGAGGCAGUUCAAGCAGGACAAGAAGCUACAGAAGGAAAGAGAGUAUAAAAAGGAGUCCGAGAGAAUUGUAGGGGAAGUUAUUUACCAGCGGGAAGACUACGCGAUUCAUCUCCUCGCUUCACCUUUUCCCUGCCUCUUUCUCUCUAUUACAAGGGUGUCCUUUUACUGGCUACUGUAGCCUCUCUAUCUAUUGUAGAAGGAUGUGACACAAAGGCAAUGUCUAGAGAAUCUACUGUUUCAUGUCUGCAGGGAAGAGAGGAAGAAAUGAGAGACCAGAUGAGGAGAAUUAAAGAAAGGGAUCGCUCCAACUGUGAUCGCGAAGGCCGCAUUUCUCGUUCUCCUAGUCCCUAUGGUUACACCUCCGCCCAUUAUGAUCACUACUAAAGAGGAUGUGAUGUAUAUAUGUGUAUGUGUUGAAGUUUUUUUUUUUACUUUCUAUACUGUGUUGUACACAUUUUACACACACUUACAUACGAUCGAUGAUUAAACGUGGAAUG